Glycine soja is the source of this 709-nucleotide messenger RNA. RefSeq names its product protein NOI4-like. Bases 221 to 463 code for a protein of 80 amino acids. The record is from RefSeq and is a predicted model, not a curated record. The transcript is spliced from 3 exons. Lineage: Eukaryota; Viridiplantae; Streptophyta; Magnoliopsida; Fabales; Fabaceae.
GAGUUUGAUGGUUGAGCGUGGUUGGCGUGAAAAGUGUAUUUGAUUGGCAUUGGCCCCGCUAGCUCCUGUCUCAAUUCUCAUUGUUUGUUCUUCCUCCUUCGCCUUGGGAACUGAAAAUCAAGGAAAAGGAGAAGGAUCAACCAACAUCAUAUAUUGAGUUAAAGCCAAAGCCAUAUAUAUCGUUCAAUUCCUCCCUCUCUUCUGCAGCUAGCGAUCGACCAUGGCGGAGAGGGGUAGAGCAUUACCUAAGUUUGGGGACUGGGAUGUGAAUAAUCCAUCAGCAGCUCAGGAUUUCUCAGUAAUCUUCAACAAAGCCAGGAAUGAGAGAAAGACUGGUGCUAAUAAGAUCCACUUUCCCCCAAAUCAUAAUAACACAACAAAAUGCAACCCCCCUCAAGUCGUUCUUGGCAAGUCCCAUUAUAAAAAAUGGUUUUGCUGUAUAAACACAUCUGCAGAAUCAUGAAGAGGUCCGAAACGUAAGAUAGUUAAGUUGUUCAUAUCUGGAGCUAUAUAUAUAUAUAUAUAUAUGAUGGCUCCUGCUGGAAUCUCUUCUCAUAUAUCUAUACCUAGUGUCCGUACUUGGGCUUUAUUAGGAUACAAAUAUUAUUGCAUCAUACACUUCUCUCUGUAUUGUUUCCACUUUACAGUAGAGUUUGAUAUUUGUGUAUAACUAUAUUCUUAUUUAUUCCACCUGCUGCGUACUAUUUUA